This is a messenger RNA of Exophiala aquamarina CBS 119918, 1125 nucleotides long. RefSeq lists its product as uncharacterized. Gene Ontology annotation, molecular function: protein binding. NCBI's taxonomy places the organism in Eukaryota, Fungi, Ascomycota, Eurotiomycetes, Chaetothyriales, Herpotrichiellaceae. The transcript has a single exon. The coding region runs from base 1 to 1125 and encodes 374 amino acids. The record is from RefSeq and is a predicted model, not a curated record.
AUGGAGUUUCUCGAACUCCCAAACGAGGUUCUGUCGCGAAUCAUCUCAUUUCUUGAUACUCCCAGUCCCUUCGAUGACAACUUACUCCAGAAGCCUGUCUUGGAGCGGCCAAAAGAUGAAUUUCAGAUGCAAUUUUCAGAGACCGAACCGCGGAGAACGGCACUUAAGAGUCUCUCGUCUUUGAGCCGGUUACUCCGUUCCCUCACAUUGCCCUUUUUGUUCAAACACGUUAUCUUGGAUCCUGUCAGCCUGAGCGACUUUAUAACCUUCCUGGGGCAGAAUGACCUGCAACAGCGAGUAUCUAGUAUCGUGGCCGUGGUUUCAGGCCACUAUAACCACGUUCACCCUGCAUGGUGGGCUCGACUGCUCAAUGAGGUGCCCACCACUCGCUUGAGCAUAAUUGCUGCACCACAUAUACUCGCCGAACUUACUGCGGUCUCUGCAUGGAGCACAGAUGCCUGGGCUUUUGACAUACCAUAUCAGAUUCUUUGUUUUGAUCAGUCGCCCGAAUCUACGAGGGAUAAAAUCGACUAUGAAGAUCUCCCCAACUUUCUCGAUGCUCGUCCAUGGACAAGCUUGACUGUCAACGAAGGAUCGAGUGUACUGGCAUACACCACGUACGAGUACUUUUUCAGAAGAACUCCAUCCUUGCUUUCUGCACUGUCCCCAAGCGGCUCGACUUCAGGGGAUUCAUUGUUCGCAAGCUUGACAGCUUUCCAAUAUGUGGCGAUAUUCCCUUUUUAUAAUCACGUCGAUGAGGUUCUCAAAUGCAUACAAAAAAUGACCCGUCUUCAAAAGUUGUCACUCAAACUAUGCCCAGAUGCCGGCAGUACAAUCUUGCAUGACGAGAUCAUAGCUGCAGGUAGUCACCUCGAUAUUAACGAUCCUUGGAAUGAAUGUGAAACCUCGUGGAGACUAAUCGCCCACCAUGUUGCAGCAUUGACUAGUGUGGGUGUCCUCCGAGAACUGCACAUGAAAGAUGUGCAGAUAGAAGGAGUCCGCGAAUCCUUGGAAUUCACGCUGAACAGAAUCCUCAAGGGAUACUGGACAUACAGUGGCGAACGCACCGGAUUGUGGCUCCGCAAUCCGGAUCAACUACCGCCAAAAGGCCCUUUAACGACAUAG